Messenger RNA from Balaenoptera musculus (blue whale), 401 nucleotides. Its product is annotated as protein S100-A7-like. NCBI's taxonomy places the organism in Eukaryota, Metazoa, Chordata, Mammalia, Artiodactyla, Balaenopteridae. The record is from RefSeq and is a predicted model, not a curated record. Gene Ontology annotation, molecular function: calcium ion binding. Bases 99 to 401 code for a protein of 100 amino acids. The transcript has 4 exons.
CUGAGCCUUCUAAAGGGACCGGUCUCUGCCCAGGUGCACAUCUCACUCAUCCUUCUCCUCGGUGAUGUCUCCUCAGCUCAGCUGUGCUCAAAGUCAAGAUGAGCAGCACUGAGGCUGAGAAGACCACGAUAGGCACGAGUGACCUGUCUCACAAAUACUCGGGACCCGAAGACACCAUCGAGAAGGGGGACCCGCCGAAGCUGUUGAAGGAGAAUUCCCGCAACUUCCUCAGUGCCCGUACCAAAAUGGGCACAGAUUACUUGUCCACUGUCUUUGAGAAAAAGGACAAGAAUAAGGACAAGAAGGUUGACUCGUCUGAGCUCCUCUCCUUGCUGGGGGAUAUAGCCACAGACUACCACAAUCAGGGCCACGGAGCGCCACCCUGUUCUGGGGGAAAUUAG